AUGGCCAAGGCGCUGGAGCAUGUCAAUGCCCGGCUUCUUGAGCUGUACCCUGAUGACGAAGAACGAUUUGAUAUUGUUCUGAUGACUAAUAACCAUGCCCAAGUGGGAGUGAGACUCAUAAACAGCAUCAAUCACUAUGGCUUAACAAUUGAACGUUUCUGUAUGACGGGAGGAAAAAGCCCUAUUGGUUACCUGACUGCGUACCUUACGAACUUGUACCUCUCAGCAGAUUCUGAAAAAGUGCAAGAAGCUAUAGAAGCAGGCAUCGCAUCAGCUACGAUGUUCACUGCCAACAAAGACGUUGCUUACUCGGAUACACAGUUGAGGGUGGCAUUCGAUGGGGAUGCGGUUCUCUUUUCUGAUGAAUCAGAACAGAUUGUCAAAGAGAAAGGAUUAGAUACAUUUUUUGAACAUGAACAGCUGAAUGAAAAUAAGCCUCUUGCACAGGGUCCUUUGAAAGGUUUUCUGGAAGACCUAGGGAAACUCCAGAAGAAGUUCUAUGCAAAAAACGAACGAUUAAAUUGUCCCAUAAGGACCUUCCUGGUCACAGCCAGAAGUGCGGCGAGCUCUGGAGCCAGAGUGCUGAAGACUCUUCGUAGCUGGGGUCUGGAGGUUGAUGAGGCACUUUUCCUAGCAGGAGCUCCUAAAGGACCAAUCCUGGUGAAAAUCCGCCCUCACAUUUUCUUUGAUGACCAGAUGUUUCACAUCGAAGGAGCACAGAAAUUAGGCACCAUAGCUGCACAUGUUCCCUAUGGCAUUGCUCAGAAAUACCACAAAUCUGCAUGACUGGAUGGCACCAUUAACGAUAAGGUUCUUAACUCAGCCAGCCUCUAAUAUACCAAUAGUUAUGUCUACAUUUGUAUAUUGUGAGCACUAUGUUUAAAGAUUUAACUUCUGACUAGAACAGUUUAUUUCCUUUAAAGGAAAUAUUUUUAAUAUAGGUAAGUUUUUAAUAGAGUUAUUUUAAUAGCAUUCUUAAGCAGCUUAGGUUUUUUACCUGUCUGGAUCUAACACUGUGGUUUUGAUAUUAGGAAAAGAUUUGUACUGUUUUUAUAGCUUAAGGCAUAUUUUGAGAGACAGAGAGAACAGUUAUAUUUUCUCUAAAAAACUGUUGAUGGGUUAUUUAUAACAAAAAUCAUGCUGCAAUGCUAGUCCUUGAUGGUUAUUUCUGAAGUUACCAAAAGCACAGUUUACAUAUAAGUGUUUACCUGUUGGUGGUUUGCUUCUUAAAUAUGUAUUCAGUAGGUUUGUUAUCACAAGGUUUCAGCUUCCAGUGAAAUGUUAGCUUAUUUGAUCUUGUGUUUACAGGAACCCUUUAUUUUUCUAUGUUAUUUUCCUAUUCUAAUAAAGCUGGCUUUACAG
Molecule: messenger RNA, 1362 nt
Organism: Aptenodytes forsteri (emperor penguin)
Lineage: Eukaryota; Metazoa; Chordata; Aves; Sphenisciformes; Spheniscidae
Product: cytosolic 5'-nucleotidase 1B
Exons: 5
Coding region: 1-786 (261 amino acids)
Biological process (GO): nucleotide metabolic process; adenosine metabolic process
Cellular component (GO): cytosol; cytoplasm
Molecular function (GO): nucleotide binding; 5'-nucleotidase activity; magnesium ion binding
Source: RefSeq, a predicted model, not a curated record